This is a messenger RNA of Pyricularia pennisetigena, 576 nucleotides long. RefSeq lists its product as uncharacterized. The transcript has 3 exons. The coding region runs from base 1 to 576 and encodes 191 amino acids. The record is from RefSeq and is a predicted model, not a curated record. Lineage: Eukaryota; Fungi; Ascomycota; Sordariomycetes; Magnaporthales; Pyriculariaceae.
AUGGCCUGUCGCUACUACCCCGCCACGGCGAGCUACCCGUCCCCACUCAAGGGGUUCGAGCACCUCCCGCCGUUGUCGGAGGAAAAGGAUGAAGACGGUAAAAGUCUCAAGAACGAACAGACUGGCGUUCUCAGCAAAGCUUAUGAGGAGUUUGUUGAUCCAUUGGAUAGGGGAAGGAGGGGAGGGUUCGACGUACAUAUUUACUACUUUCAGGCUUCGGAAGAUCAGACCAAAUAUGCCAAGGAGUUGUAUGAGCGGAUCCGGCGGGAAUUCCCCGAGCUGCGGAUCUACAAAUUCUGGGACAGGCCCAUCGGCCCGCACCCCGUAGCCAUGUUCGAGGUGAACCUGUUCACGCCGGCCCAGUUCGGCGCCUUUGUGGCAUGGCUUGCCGUGUGGCGCGGCCCGCUUUCGGCCCUGAUCCACCCAAACACCAUCGCCGGCCCCGGAGAGGAUCAGAUCGAGGUCGAGCGCAGGGACCACAGCCAGCGAGCCAUCUGGAUGGGGGAGAAGCUCCCUUUGGAUCUUGACUUGUUUGCCAAGAUGGCUGAGAGGAAGGCUUCUGCGGGAAACGCAUAA